This is a messenger RNA of Micromonas commoda, 1308 nucleotides long. RefSeq lists its product with no specific name. Gene Ontology annotation, cellular component: cytoplasm. The transcript has a single exon. Gene Ontology annotation, molecular function: oxidoreductase activity. The record is from RefSeq and is a predicted model, not a curated record. The coding region runs from base 1 to 1308 and encodes 435 amino acids. Lineage: Eukaryota; Viridiplantae; Chlorophyta; Mamiellophyceae; Mamiellales; Mamiellaceae.
AUGCCGACCGUGUCGCUCCCCGCCGCGCCGUCUCCGGGCGUGCGCACCCGACGUCUCAGAGCCAAGCGCGUCGUCAACACCGCGAUCGUCGCCGCGUCGUCGUCGUCGCCCACCCCCGACGCCCUCGCCGAUAAGAAGGUGGUGGUGCUGGGCGGAGGCAUCAUCGGCAACAGCUGCGCGUACUUUCUCUCCAGGCGGGGCGUGCCGUGCACCGUAGUGGAGCGCGUGGAGAUCGCGGCGGCGGCGUCGGGCAAGUCCGGCGGGUUCCUCGCGGGCGGCUGGGGCGACGGCUCCGUCACCCAGCCCCUGCACCGCGAAUCCUUCAGGCUCCACGAGCAGCUCGCCGCCGAGCUCGGCUUGCGGACCUACCGAAAGAUUCCGACGUUGUCCGUCGCGGGGGGGCGCCGGAUGGCGGCGGACCCGCCCGUGUCGUGGCUCGACGGCGACGUCGCGUCGGCGCGCUUGAUGGAUGACGCCACCGCGCAGGUCACCCCGCUGGAGCUCACCACGAGGCUCCACGAGGAGGCGAUGAAGCUCCCGGGGUCGCGAACCGUCUUUGGCGAAGUUGUCGACGUUUUAACGACGGAAUCGGACUCUAGCGGCGGAACGCGCGUCGCCGCCGUGACCGUUCGCGACGAAACGACCGGGACCACCACGUCGUUGGACGCGGACGUCGUCGUCGUCGCCCUCGGUCCGUGGUCCACGCGCGCCUCGCAGUGGUUCCCCGACGUGCAAGUUCCGAUGACGGGGGUCAAAUCCGUGUCGCUCGUGUACGAAGCGUCUGAAGCCGUGGCGGACGAACCCGCCGCGCUGUUCUGCGCCGAGGAUCGCAACGGGUGCCACCUGGAGGUGUACCCGCGAUCCACCGGCGAGGUGUACAUAUGCGGCUGCGGCGGGAGCGAGUACAUCGACGAGGAGAGGUUGUUACCGGGUGGCGAUUUGGAACGCGCCGACGCGGUGACGACCGAUCAAAAACGAGUCGACGCGGCGAGUAAAAGUUUUAAGGGUCUGAGCCCGGGCGUGGGUGGGGCCGGACCUCGGGUCACGCAGAGCUGCAUGCGACCGUGCCCCCCCGACGCGUUGCCGUACCUCGGCGCCGUUCCCGGGGUGGACGGGGCGUACCUGGCGUGCGGGCACAACUGCUGGGGUAUCCUGUGGGCGCCCGUGACUGGGAAGAUCGUGUCGGAGCUCGUGGUGGACGGGAAGAGCUCGAUCGACCUCGAGGCGUUCGAUCCGGGGCGGUUCAUGAGCGCGGCGCAGAAGCGGGGGAAGAAGAUCAAGGGGGUGAACGUGGGGGAGCAGUGGUGA